AUGUCACGACCUUCUUACGACGCACGAACGACACGACCUACUUCGUCCCAUCUGUCACGGGAAUACUCCUCGGCUGACGUGUACACCUUGUCAAAGCAGAACCCGUCGGACGCCGAGUUGAGGUCAUUGGAUCGUUCGCCGCGACCGCCGGCUGGACCAUCUAGAGCGACGGCGUCGAGCGCGACGUCGACGUCCACUCCGAGGAUCUUGACCUACCAGGACGCUGAUGAGGAGGACGAUGAAGACGAGGGUGGUUGGACUACCACUUAUGAUGACUUUGUUCCACGUCGAGCAAGUACGAUGUACCAACCUGGGAUGGGCCACAUCGCUUCGUACGUUAUUGAAUAACUUGAGAGGCGGCCGUCGCCCGACAGGCUAGCGCCGUUGCCAAGGUUGUUCUGUCGUUAGAUUCCAUUGUACUGACAGUGGUUCUUCGGGAUGGUUCAACUAGAUCCACAUCCAAGACAAACGUGCUCGAAAUGGUACAACAACCCAUCUUGGCGCCGCACGACUGGUCAAUCGGAGAAAAACGAACGGACUGGGGCAAGCGUGGUUCGAGCCGAGGCGAAAACCCGCGCGCUGUCCCACCGUUCAAGGCCAAGGUGAAACGAGUCAAAGGUUUCGUGGGCAGGCAUUGGAAGUGGCUGCUUGCUAUUGUCCUGGCUUUGAUCGUAGUGUGAGUCCCCUCGGUGUGAUCGAUCGGGGCAGUCCCAUGUGGCGGGCGGAGAAUUGCUGAAGCCGAGCUGCGAAAAUCAUGUCGAUAGGGUCGCCUUAAUACUCUACUUUCUUCUGCCUCGAGUGCCCGGUGUCGACUUCCAGGGUUCGAAUCCGAUCAUCAAGACGAGUACAUUUGCACAGACAUCCUCCAGUCCGGCAUUCUUUUACUUCACCUCGGAUCUCCUCGUCAAUAGUGAGUGAAGCUCCUGAUUUCUGCUCAGGCCCUGGUCGGCGAGAGUGACGAACAGUUUUGACGUGGACUGGGAUAAUUUUCGCAGUCGACGCCUCGGCGAGUUACAUUCCCAUCAUCUUUUCGAUGUUUCAGGUGCAGCUUUCAUUGCAAGAGACGGGAAAGGUCAUUGCUCAGGGGCCACGAACAGGGAUUAAGGUCAAUGGCAAAACUUCGACGAUCUACCAAGUCAGUUUUGUGCAGCGCGCUUUGAGCUAGGUCGAUAACUCCUGUCAAAGGGUGUGUAAGCUGAUCAGUUCAUACCAUAUAGAUCCCUCUGACGUGGUCCGGUAAUAUGUCGGUCUCGGAUCCCACCUGUAAGUGAAAUUUUGGAUGACGCCGACGAUGCGGGACUCGCUGCCGCAGUGUCGUGCUGACGGCUUCCGAGCGAUCGUCUUCCCCUGCAGUCAAAGCCGUCCGACAAGCAUGCCAAACCAUUUAUCCGACGACGACGCGCCCAGGUCUGAACCUCACCAUGUCCGUCAAAACGAACCUCAUAGGCCUGAUCGGCACCCACCACACACACCCCGUCUCGAUCGACAACGUGCCUUGCCCGAUCCAGUUCCCUGGUAAUAGUAGUUGA
Microbotryum saponariae is the source of this 1529-nucleotide messenger RNA. The record is from the annotation of a GenBank genome assembly. Lineage: Eukaryota; Fungi; Basidiomycota; Microbotryomycetes; Microbotryales; Microbotryaceae.